UCUUUACUCCAGCAGAACCUUCAUAGAUUGAGCAGCAGAGCCAUGGCAAUGGAGAGAGGCUACGCUAACUGGUCACUGAUCCUGUUGCUGUGUGGCCUGCUGCCCAUAGCCACACAGGCUGGCAGGCAGAUGCCUAAACUUUCUGACAAGAAGCUGUGCGCUGAUGCAGAAUGCAGCCAUCCAAUCCUCAUUGCCAGAGCCCUUCAGGAUUAUUAUCCACAGGAUUGCCGCUUCAUUCCCAUUCGCCAAGGCCAACUCGUCUAUGUGUAUGCCAUGCUGAAGGACCGGGGGAACCUAUACUGGGCAGGCAGUGUGCAAGGCACAUACUACAGUGAGCAAGAGGCUCGUCUAGGCCAUUUUCCCAGCAGCAUUGUUGAGGAGACCCAUGCUCUAAUGCCGGCUGAAGUGUUGGUGAAAACUGAUAAAUGGGAUUUCUACUGCCCCUGAGACUCUGAGACUUUGAAGAUUUCAUUCAUGAAAGUGAACAUGUCUGCAUUCUUCUCUUGCACUUUACAAGCUCUGCUGUAGGUUGUCUUUCAGUCACAUUGGCUAGUUAGGCUUUGAAACAGCUAAAAGUCAAAUACCAGCUUUACAUUGAGUGAAAACUCAUUUACUCAAACAAACCAAAAGAAUGAAAACAUUAUAAAUCAGAUCUAACAGCUUAGCAAAAGAUAGUGGUUAAUACUGUUUAGUCUGCAAUAAACAUAAGCUGCUAUAAAAAAAAAAUCU
Molecule: messenger RNA, 729 nt
Organism: Astyanax mexicanus (Mexican tetra)
Lineage: Eukaryota; Metazoa; Chordata; Actinopteri; Characiformes; Acestrorhamphidae
Gene: mia
Product: MIA SH3 domain containing
Exons: 4
Coding region: 43-447 (134 amino acids)
Biological process (GO): extracellular matrix organization
Molecular function (GO): protein binding
Source: RefSeq, a predicted model, not a curated record